Molecule: messenger RNA, 2862 nt
Organism: Diorhabda sublineata
Lineage: Eukaryota; Metazoa; Arthropoda; Insecta; Coleoptera; Chrysomelidae
Product: T-cell immunomodulatory protein
Exons: 5
Coding region: 98-1906 (602 amino acids)
Cellular component (GO): plasma membrane
Source: RefSeq, a predicted model, not a curated record
GUCAAUUGUCAUAUUAUUGUGUCAAAAUUCAGAUGAUUAAUCUGUUGAAAAACAAAAAGAAUGUAAAUUUAUUUGUCUCUUAGAAAAGUUUUAUAAUAUGGGAAAGCUUAAGGUAAUCGAAAUAACAAUAUUGGCAAUAUUAUCUAGCGCAAAAUGUAGUGAUAUUACAAGAUUAGUAUUUGGAGACUUCACAAAUGGUUUACCAGCAGCAUUUGGAGAUUUCAAUUCAGAUGAGCUUACAGACGUGUUUGUUUUAAGCGACAAUGAUCGUACAGUUGAUAUUCUUCUUGCCAAUGAAGAAGAACCUCUACUACGUUCGGGGAGAAAUUUGAAUUGUACUUUUCAUAAACACAAAAUUACGAGUGUUGUACCAGGUGAUUUUGAUGGUGAUGCGUUAAUGGAUGUCUUACUUACAACUAUAAAAACAGAAGUACCAAUAAACAAUGCAAAAACAAACAUUUUUAUAUGCUGGGGAGGAGCUAUAUUAAAUUGUUCAGAUGUUGAUGAACAACGCCCUCUAAUAACUAUGAUGGGUCAACCACUGGCCAUUGACUAUAACCAAGAUAUGAUAAUUGAUUUGUUUGGAGAGGAUACUGAUGGAAGGAGAGCAUUUUGGAUAUUUAAUAAAAGUAGAAAUGAACCAACCAAGAUUCUAAUGGAUAGAAAUAAUAAAAGUCCAACUGUGGAACUGAGAAGACCACAUGCCCAUGCAUUUUUAGAUUUGAAUGAUGAUUAUAUGGCAGAUUUGUUUAUAACGACAAAACAACAUUUUGAGAUUUGGUAUGGUAGAGAAGAAGCAGAACCAAAAUUUGUAUUCAGCUCUUAUAUUCAACUGCCAACAAUUAGUAAAAAUGAAGCACAAGUUAUAGGCCAAUCAAUCUUCAUUGAUGUAGAAUUGAAAGGUAAAGUUGAUUUAGUAACUCCAGUUUGUUAUGAUUGGGACUGUAAAAAUAGUGCUUUACUUUUAUAUUCCAAGGAGAAACAAGAUUGGAUCAGUAUGCAGGUAAAUUUUAAAGAUGAUAACACAAAUUUGUGGAAGUUUUAUCACCAUGCGGGUACCGCAUAUACUGACGUUAUAACAUUAAGAAGCGGCGAUUUUAACAUGGACGGUUAUCCCGAUAUAUUAGCUACAUUAUGUCCAGUACAAGGUGGUAAUCCUCAAGCAUUUCUUCUAGAAAAUGUUCCAUGUCAAACUUGUGGUAUCCUCAAUCGGACUUAUGCUAUCAAAUGGAAUUCCCUAAAUCCUUUUAAAAAUGGAACGGUUAUGGCAGCUUUCUUUGAUUUUUACCAAGAUGGUAUUUUAGAUUGUGUUAUGGUUACCUUUGAUGGUAAACAAUAUAAAUCAGCCGCUUUCAAGAAUAGUUUGGAUUAUGAUGCCAAUUUUAUUAAAGUAAUGGUUCUUACUGGACUAACUAAUAAGAAUAAUCCUAUGAUAAUGGGACGAGUUGGUAAAAAACGUAGAACUUACGGAACAAAUUUACCAGGUCCGUCGAUAUCCUACAAAACAACGACCCAAGAAGGCAAAACUAGACAUGGUCUUUCCAGUCAAUUGCCUCAAUCAGCACACUUCAGUUUAAAUUUACCUUAUUCUAUAUUUGGUCUUGGUCGAACUCCAAAUUUCGUAGAUAAAGUAACAGUUGGUCUUUCAAAUUACUCGAAACACUGGACUCAAAUUAUUCCUAAUUCUCAGAUGCUAGUAAUACCUUGGCCAACAAACGAACCAUCCAAAUGGAAGGCGCAAUUAUUUGUAACACCAAGUAAAUUGAUUCUGAUGUCUGUUGCUGCUUUGACGACAGUUUGUGGUUUGAUUACUGUGAUAAUAGGUAUUUUGCACUGGAAGGAAAGACAAGAAGAUAAAAAAGAAAGACUAUCUGAAUCACAUAGAUUCCAUUUUGAUGCAAUGUGAUUUUCAGCAGCACGACUCUGUUGACUGAGAAAAAAUAAUAUUUAAAUUAGAAUCUGUACCAUGUCAUACAGUACAUACACCCCAAAAAACAAUUUUGCCUGUCAGAAAGGAGAUAAAAAUAUUAUUUUAUAAACGUUACAAUUUUAUAGAUAAAAAACUAUGUUAAUAACGUUCUGCUGGUAAAUUGAAAGAAAUUUGCUGACAGCUGACAAUUUUAGGAGUAGAACUAACUGUGUAGCAAAGUUAUUGUUGUAUUUAGUAAACCUAUAAAGAAUACUGAAUAAAACAUUUCCGUGUAUAAUUUACCGCUAUAAAAGUGAAUCGUGUUUAUUUCUGAAAGGGCGUAAGUCAUAUUUUGAUAGUUUUUGUUAAACAUUGAAAAUUAUUUAUUUGUGCAAGUCAUAUUGUUAAGUCCAGAAAGGAACAUAGUAAGUUACCUCUUUAUACAUUCAUAUGCGAGUUGAAUUUGCUGUUUAGUAUAUAAAUGUCGCAAGUCAAUCAACUUUAGCUUCCUUUCUACACUUAACAGACGGCUGGUAUCCUCGACUAAUACUGACAAUUUAACACACCGCGUAAUCAUAUAGACAAAGAAUGGAAGAAUGACAUAUUAAGCAACAUUUGUCACAACACAGUGGGCAAUUUAGAAGAGAUUUUUAAUUAAAAAUCAUUUCUUCCAUAAUUAUAUAUCACUUCAAUAUAGUUAUGCUAAUUCUUCCUCCAUUAAUCACUGCAUUGUAUUUUUAAUAUUUUUUUUUAGUUAUUCCGUUAGUUUAUGUUUGCAGUUUCUUAUUUAUAGCGACUGGAAAUUUUCUUUUCAAAGCUUAUUUCCAAUAAAUAAUUUAAAUAGGAAUUGUAUAGUAUUAUAACGGUUGUAAAAUGUAAAAAUAUUGUGAUCAAUAUGAUUUUUGAAUUCAUUUAUAUAAAAAACAUAAUACAAUAUAUUUAUUUCAUGUUUA